CUGGCAUGAUGCAGGCAGAGCAGUAGAGACUUCCAACCACCUGUCUUCUGGAAUCCAACAGGAGCCUAUUCACUAUUAAAACAAGCCCUCGGAGAGGAAGGGCAGAACCUGUCAUUGGGAUCCCUGGAUGCCCGCCGGUGCCCUCACCCUGGCCGCACACGCAGACUCGAUGGCCAUCAGCUGACCCUUCACCCCAGUAUGAUGGUGAGAGAGCGACUUCGGCAGAACAUCUCGGCCGCCUUCUACCGGCACGGCCUGCUAUGUGCCUCCUACCCGGUCCCCAUCAUUCUCUUUACCUCUGCCAGCAUUCUGACCUGCUGUUAUCCUCUGCUGAAGCUGCCUCUGCCAGGAACUGGGCCUGUAGAGUUCACCACUGGAGUACGGGAUUAUUCUGUUCCGUCCCAUGGGUCUCAGGUUGACCUGUCAGAGCGACCUGAUUGGUAUCAGGGUCCUCCUGUGGCCUACAUCCAGCAGGUGCUGGUGAAGGCAGCAGUCUCACCGUGGGACAACAGUCUGGUUCCUGUGGAUGUGUUCCGCUCUCCCCUGGGCCAUGUUUUCAGUCUUCUGGAGGAGAUCAGAAAUCAUGUUUACACAGACAGAAGUUUGGAGGCUCUGUGUUUGCAGGUGACGGACCUGUUGCCAGGGUUACGACGCAUGCAGGCUAUUCUUCCAGAGCACGGCUGCCUGCUGGUCUCCCCUGGCAACUACUGGCAGAAUCGGCGUGACCUGUUUGAUGCAGAUCCAGACCUCCUGAAGACAGUCCACCAACAUGAACCCAAAGGCCUUCAUACUUCAGCCACCCUGAGAGACUUGCUCUUUGGUGUACCAGGGAAGCAGACGGGUGUAAGCUUGUACAGCAAGAAGAGAGUGGUGACAUACACCAUCACGAUUGCACUAAGCACCUACGAAGCAAGGUUUGUAGCCAGCCUCCGAGCCCGCCUUAAACAGAUUCACCCUUCAGUGAACUGCAGUCUACGAGAGGACCACAUGGUGCAUGUCCAUUUCAAAGAGGAAAUCGGCAUUGCUGAGCUCAUCCCUCUAGUCACCACCUACAUAAUCCUUUUCGCUUAUAUCUACUUCUCAACACGAAAGAUCGACAUGGUGAAGUCCAAAUGGGGCUUGGCUCUGGCUGCUGUGGUUACAGUUCUCAGCUCUCUGCUCAUGUCGGUGGGACUCUGCACCUUGUUUGGCUUGACACCCACACUUAAUGGAGGAGAGAUCUUCCCAUACCUAGUGGUGGUAAUUGGUUUGGAGAAUGUCCUUGUCCUCACCAAGUCUGUUGUGUCAACUCCUGUCGACCUUGAAGUCAAGCUGCGCAUUGCUCAAGGUCUAAGCAAUGAGAGCUGGUCCAUCAUGAAGAAUAUGGCCACUGAGCUAGGCAUCAUUCUCAUUGGAUACUUUACUUUAGUACCAGCAAUUCAGGAGUUCUGUCUGUUUGCUGUGGUUGGUCUGGUGUCUGAUUUCUUCCUCCAGAUGUUUUUCUUCACAACUGUGCUGUCUAUUGAUAUCCGCCGCAUGGAGUUGGCUGAUCUGAACCGGCGUCUCCCAGCUGAAGCGGGGAUGCCACCUCCUAAACCAGGCCACUUACGUCCUCGGGAGAUGCCUCCCCCACCUCGCCCCUCCCCCCACACGAUCACCCUGCAGGCUCCAGCCUUCAGGAACCUCCGCUUGCCCAAGAGGCUUAGGGUGGUGUACUUCUUAGCCCGUACUCGCCUGGCACAACGAAUCAUUAUGGUCGGAACUGUGAUCUGGAUUGGGAUUUUGGUCUACACGGAUCCUGCAGGUUUGAGGACUUUCCUUGCUGCCCAGGUGUCGGAACAGAGCCCUCUUGGGGAGGCAGGGCUUCCUCAUAUGGGUGUAGCUCCAGUAUUCCCUGGUGGAGACCCAACCAGCACACUGAGUGUACUUCCUGCCCCUGAGCCCACCCCUUUACCUGAGAACCAAUCCCAGGGUCACCGUGCACCCCGUCCAGGAGCUGUACCUGUGUCCAGCCCACAGAUCACAUGGGGCUCUGAGGAUGAGGAGCUGUGGAGGCGGCUUUCUUUCCGACACUGGCCCUCACUGUUUAGCUAUUACAAUAUCACUCUGGCUAAGAGGUACAUCAGCAUCCUGCCAGUCAUCCCCGUCACGCUGCAUCUCAGCCCGCAGGAGGCCAUAGACACACGCCACCCACAGGAUACAUACCACCCUCCUCCCCCCAGCCUCAAGACCCCCGAUCUGCAGAUAGAUCUCACACUCUACAAGGUGGCAGCUCUUGGACUUUUCGCCGGUGUGAUGUUAGUGCUAUUACUCUUCUGUCUGUAUCGAGUACUCUGCCCUCGAAACUACGGACAGAACGGGGUGCCUCAUGGGCGUCGUCGCCGUGGAGAUCUGCCCUGCGACGAGUACGGCUACUCGCCUCCGAUCAGCGAAAUCUCCCCCCUGCUGCUGAGAGGCCACAGCAUGGACAUCGAGUGUCUGGCCAGUGAUGGCAUGCUGCUGGCCAGCUGUUGUCUGGUGGGACAGAUUCGUGUUUGGGAUGCACAGACAGGAGACUGUCUUACUGUUAUACCCAAAAACAGUCUGCGCAGAAGCAGCGGUUGCUGGGAGCACCGUGAUGGCUGGGAUUGUGAAGCUGAUGGCAUCCUGGGGGCGGAGUUUCGUGAGUUUGGGGGAGGAGCUCUAGGAGGGCCAGAUGUUGAUAUUUUCCCAAUAAGGAGGAGGACCACCACCACACGCCCUGCCCUAUUUGGGGAUCAGCCGGACCUCACCCCACUCAUUGACACCAACUUCGGCCCAUUGCCCCCAUGUCAGUCUGUGAGCAGCUCUGGCUUUGACUUCGGGAAACUGGUGGAGAAGGCGUACCAGGAGCAUGAAACCUCUCCCACACUGGCUUUCCCACCUUCUCCCCCGGCUUCUCAGCAAAGACGACAAAGCCUGAGAGACCAGCCCAUCAUGCCACCAGAGCUUCCCCCGCAGAGCAGUGGAGACUGGGACAGCUCAGUGUGGGCCAUGGAGCUGAGGGGCAACCUUAUUGCCACAGGCCAGAGCAGCGGCAAACUGGAGUUGUGGGAUGCAGUAGAGGGAUCAUUACGGUGCAGUAAUGAAGAUGGAGUAUCAGGAAUCACUGCCUUGGCUUUCCUUAACAACAGAAUUGUGGCGGCCCGUUUGAAUGGUUCAUUGGAUUUCUUCACGGUGGAGAUCAGCAAGCCUCAUGGGUUGCUACAGUAUCGCGGGCCUCCAGGCCGGGGCAGUCUACCCCCCUCCCCCUGCUACAGCAGUGAGGAUGUGAUCAGCUGUCAGCUUACGCGCUCUGUGCAGUGUGCCCACCAGAAACCCAUCACUGUGCUCAAAGCUGCCGUUGGCAGGGUGGUCACCGGCAGCCAGGACCAUACAGUCAGGGUGUAUCGUUUGGAGGACUCUUGCUGUCUUUUCACCCUGCAGGGCCACUCAGGUGGCAUUACUGCAAUUUACAUAGACCAGACCAUGGUUCUAGCCAGUGGGGGCCAAGAUGGUGCCAUCUGCGUUUGGGAUGUCCUAACAGGCAGCCGCGUGAGCCACGUGUAUGGUCAUCGUGGUGAUGUCACCUCGUUGGUUUGCACUACUUCCUGUAUCAUAAGCAGUGGGUUGGAUGACCUCAUUUGCAUUUGGGACCGUAGCACAGGCAUAAAACUGUACUCCAUACAACAGGAGGUUGGAUGUGGUGCCAGUCUGGGUGUGAUCUCUGAAAGCUUGCUGGUGACGGGAGGCCAAGGUUGUGUGUCGUUCUGGGACCUGAAUUAUGGGGACUUGCUGCAGACGGUGUACCUGGGCCAAAGCAGCGAGGGCCAGAGUGUCAGGCAGCUUCUGGUUCUGGACAAUGCCGCCAUAGUCUGUGACUUUGGUAGUGAGCUCAGCCUGGUCUACGUGCCCUCAGUUCUGGAGAAACUGGACUGAAAUAUACACACCAGCCCACAGAUUUAGCUCUUUGAAAAAUGCCAAGAGUGGUCAGCAUGAAAGCACUCGCCCUUUAACCUGUAUCACGGCAGGUUUGUUUCAGACGUGAACAGCUAUUUUUGUUGUUUCUGGUGUCCUCUCUACUUGGUAGGGAGAGCGGUUAUGGUUGAGGUCUUCUGUCUCAUCUGAAGAGUUAAGCAUUGAUUGUAUCUUUUGUUGUUUAACAGGCCUCUGGUGCUCCUUCAGAGCAUUUUGUACUUUUAAUAGAACAUGGCUCAGUCAUACAGAAUGUUCUGACCUUGAGGGUAGUACAAAAGCUGCUGGCAGUGAGAGGUGAGUGAGUGAGUGAGUUAGCAAUCUCGCGGUGAGUUUGCAAUGCUGUCAAGCUCGGUAACUCGUGACUGUGUGACAGCUAGAGAUUCACAAUAGAGUUCACAAUAAUGUGUGUGCAGGGUAAAGGGAGAGGAGUAACAGAAAGAUUGUUGUGACAAACAAAAAGCAUAGAUUUUUCUUAGCAAAACACUGCUGAAAGAAAUUUAGUGCAACUGUUUGAAUGAGUGUUUACGUGAAUGUCAUAGAAACAGUCUGGGUCAUAUUUCACCCCAUAUUCAAAUGAAAACAUUAGAAAUUAUAUGUUGCAUUAAGAAAUUAAGCAUUAUUUUUAAGUACAGUUAAGAUAUUUUGCAUUGUGACAUUGUUUUCAUGACAAAACACAAUUGUAGCCUACAUUAAUGCACAAUAAAUAUUCUCAAUACAAUAUUGCGUGGGGAAAAAAUUAAAUAUAUGUUUACAUUUUAAACUGCAUUUAAGUACAUUUGUAAGUAUACAUAAUGGUAGUAUUUGUUGUACUGAAUGUACUUUAUGCUUUUUUUCAUUGUGUCUAGAUAAUUUUUAUUAAUGUAUUACAGUAUUGAGAAUUCAUUUUUUGUUUUGCAUAUCAGUAAUUGUAAAUGGGGGCUUCAUUGUAAAAAGAAUGUCACAAUGAAACAAAAAUUUUAAUAGUCCUAAAAAUAUAUAUUUUUUUCUUUUCUUUUUUGCAAAAUAUAUAUUUUUCUUUUGACAUUGGUGUGAAAUAUGACAAGGACUUUGGUUCGUGAGAUUUUCACAUUUCUGUGAGUGGUUGCGUUUGCAAGAUUGUCAGAAAUGCAUAUUGUAGACAUCUGAAUCUCGGGGGUGGGGGGGAGGCAGUUUUUAAUAUUAAAAUCAAUUAUUUAUUAGUGAAACUUUUUAACAAUUUGUAUGAAACUUGCGUAUAGAUAAGUUAAAACGGAGAGUGGAGACGUUGUCAUAAAUUUUAAUAUACAAAUGAAAAGGCUUUGACUAACUUACACCUUAACAAUAUGAUUAAGUCAGUAACUGACAGACAGGAUGCAAGUUUUGGCAUUAUUUCUGUUCCCUUCCUAGGGCAACAAGAUGGGUAUAAAUUGAAAAGAGAGGGGAAUAGUUGUCAUUCUAAUCCUGCUUUAAACAUAUAAGAGAAUGUAUCUUCCUGGACUGAAAUCCUAAUGAACUUUUAAUACUGUUAAUUUCCACCUGUAAUUCAGCCAUCAUUACAAAUCACCCCAAAGUCAUUUUAACAUAAAUACAGCAGCAGUUCGAUUUCCCUUUAUUCAGGAAAGUGGUGGAUAGGGCUGCUUUUAAAAUAAAAAAGUGAAUAUAAAAAGUGGUUUACAGGUUUCAUUUAGAUUAUGUUGACCAUUAGUUGUUAAUGUAUUUUUUGUGGCUCUGUUUGGACAUAUAUGGAGAAAAACAAAUUAAUCAAAUCCAUCCCUGCAGUACCCACACAAAUGCAGGCGUUUGGUCUGGCCUGUUUAAAAUAAUAUAAAUUAAAAAAAGAUAUUAUUACGUAUAUGCUAGUAACGGGACAGGCCAAAUACAUGUGUUAGAACUGAAAUUUAAAUAAGCAUUAAAAAGCACUGAGAUACUAGGUUUAUUUUGUAUUCUGGCAAAAUGCAGUUUUAGGUGGUUUGUAUUACACUUUACAACACCAAAUUGGAGCCAAACCUAAUGGGUUUCAUAGGAUUUCAUAUUUUUAUUAACUGGACUCUAAUUUCCCCUGCAGUUUUUAUUUUGACGGUUAUUUAGCAAAUUACUACUAUUGUCUGCAAACCAUUUUUCUGUUUAUGUGGGGCAUGUCAACAUAAGUAAUUGGGAAUGCAAAAUGGCUUUAAAAGACAUCCAAGUCAAUUUUUAGUCAUGUUCUAUUAAUGUAAAUAUUAGAGAAUACUGAUGAGAGAACUGUUGUUUAAUAAGUACAAUUUAUAAACUACAUUCUUAAAACCAUGUAAUACUUCUGGUCUUUUGUUUUGUUGAGGGUUUUGUUUCAUGUAUCCUGCAUAUAUUUUUUCAUUGGGUAUGCGUUUAAUUGUGGCAUUGAUAUGGCUGAACUUUCCCUUUGAAUUUUUGACAAACGCUUACAGGUAGAGCAACAGCACUCAAAUGUUGUUUAAAAACAAGAGAAAUGGUCAAAAGCAAUUAUUUUCAUGAAGUGAUAUUGUGUUAACAGUUGUCACUAAAGAACAAUACAGAACACAUGUAUGAAUAGCAGCUCGUAAUAUUCCAGAUCUAAUUUUGUGAGUGGCUGGAGCAUAACUAAUCUUUUUACAACCUUGCGCUUAGUGCAUCAGAUAAAUGAGAUUAAUCAUUAACCACAUGAUCACAAAGUACUGGGACAGGACAAUGGAUUAUAAUCAUUUCCUUGACCAUAUUGAAAAACAUCACUUCCUCGUUGGCAGGGGCACUGUCAAAUACAAGCCAGCCAUUUGUAUAUUGAGAGGAGUGAAAUAGAACCAUUGUGUUCAUUUCACUACUCUCUCUCUCUCCCUUCGCAGAAGAGCACGUUCCUAGAAAUUAUUUGAUGUGUGCAGUAUUAAAGUAAAAUUCUGCUCUCAUCUUGCUGUAUCUUAAUUAUUGCUGCGGAUGUAGAAAUGGAUUGGAUGAUGUUUUAUGUGAUGUGAAAUGCCUGAAUGUUUAUUAAGAUUGGGAGGGGGCAGAGAAAGACUGGGUGUAAAUAUUUUUUGACUUUUUUUGGGCCUGCUCUGCCCUCUUCUCCAUCUUUCUCAAAUACACUAUACAGUGUAAGCAGACAGUAGAGGAUGUAACUAAUGCUCUGUUCUAUUUUUAACACAUGAAAAAAAAAAAACAUUUGUACUAAUUUGCAAAUAAAAGGGCUUUGAUACCU
Molecule: messenger RNA, 7096 nt
Organism: Xyrauchen texanus (razorback sucker)
Lineage: Eukaryota; Metazoa; Chordata; Actinopteri; Cypriniformes; Catostomidae
Product: sterol regulatory element-binding protein cleavage-activating protein-like
Exons: 23
Coding region: 199-3915 (1238 amino acids)
Biological process (GO): SREBP signaling pathway
Cellular component (GO): Golgi membrane; endoplasmic reticulum membrane
Molecular function (GO): protein binding; sterol binding
Source: RefSeq, a predicted model, not a curated record